AUGUCUUCACUGGCGAAUGCCGGCUUGGCUCGUUAUGCUGUAAGCAUCAUUCACCAUGUACCAAAGCUAAUACUAACCAAGUUUGAGUGCGACUACUGCAAGCAAAAGAAGUUCAGAUGCUCCAAGGAAUUUCCCAAGUGCAGCGCGUGCAAGCCUUGGCCGGGGCCUUGCAAUUACUCCCGAGAUAAACCGGCUGUCAAGGUCAGGGUCGAUGAGCAAACAACCCGCCCAUCUCUGGGUUUAACAGACCAGCGGAGCAUAGAGGGCCUACAUGACAGAUUGCGGAAAGUUGAGGAAGCGGUACAAGCUCUGACCAAUGCCGUAACUCAGGCUGUUGAUGCGAUGAAUCAUCCGUCGACUACUUGCCAACGGGGGUCUGAAAAAGGCCAUGUACCUCAUGAAGCAAGAGAUCCACCUUCUAACCUGAGUUUCUUAGAAAAUGCCAGCUUAGGCGACGCGUUCUUCGUCACACCUUCAGAAGACCUCCUCAUACAAACCAUAUUCAGACCUGAAUCUGUCUCAAGAAAGGCAUGGGUUGUGUAUAUCAACUAUAUGAUCCUCACUAUGCUAGUAGAUAACGAAGACGCCAAAGCUCAAAAGUACCGGAACAACAUGAAGUUGGCGCUCAAUGAUAGCAGAAUCUUUCUCGAACCUCACGAAGUUAACCUUCAAGCCCUCGUCAUGCUAGCCAUCCAUGGUGAGGAUUAUGCCUCGCCGAAUUCAUCGUGGAUGCUCGUUGGCCAUGCAUGUCGUCAAGCUGAGGCAUUGGGAUUUCACAUUGCCUCUACAGCAGAUUAUGUGACAACUCAGCGGAGGUUGAGCCUCCUUUGGCUUCUGUUCGCUGUAGAUAAGUCAUGUGUUCUUGCAUUUGGCCGCCCAUGUUUCCUUUCAUCAACGACAUAUUCUCACAUCCCGCUCCCAGACUUAGGAUAUUUGACAAGGUUUCAACCUCGCAGCGACUCCCCUCAUGCACGUAAGAGGUCGGAAAUUUCGUUGUUCGGAGGCCGCAUGUUUCUUGCUCGUAUUGAACUUGCAAAGAUGAUCGGGACGGUUGUAGACUCGAGGCAUAUCCCUGAGCCAGAAGAGGGCUUGAGGGAGCAUCUUGGACAGUGGUAUACUCGGACAAACAAGAUACUGAACGAUACACUCCAGAAUGAGAGAGCUUUCUCAGGGCCCAACGAACUGCGCGAAAUGGCAUUGGGCAUUAGCACUAUUAAGUUUGAGUACUUACAUGUCUUGAUGGUCCUCCUAAAAUCUCAUUCACCGUCUGCUAGCUUGAGACUAGAGGCUGCAAGGGAGGCGAUCUCUCUUCUUCCGUCCAUGGUAUCCAAUUGGACUUCUGUAUACAAUAGCAUGAUCUGGCAUCUUUUAUACUUCCCUUUCAUACCAUAUUUCAUCAUCUUCGAGAACUUAGUCCAAAGACAUGCGCUUUUAAGUAAGGUCACGAUCCAACAAGACCUCAAGCUUUUGUCUACAACGGUUUCGUAUUAUUCGAGCAUGACACGCCAAAUGCAAAUGCUAGCUCCGUUGUGCGCACGUCUUGAGAACAUCGCGACAGUAUUCCUCCACCUAGCCAAGCUGCAUACAGACUGUUUAGCUCCCCUCUUCUCAACUCAGCCACCAGCUCCAGAGCCCUUGCAGUCACGCUCAAGCCAAAUUCAGAAGACCAGUAUUUCAGCAAACAGCAUGUCGACUGGCUCUUUGCAAACGGAGCUAGGUGGGGAAUGUGAUGUCGACUUGGAGCAAUACCUCCAGUGGCUACCACCAGAUGUCAUUCCUCCUCAGGAUACACAGUCUACUGAUAUACCAGAUAAAGAUUCGAAUCAAAGGGUUUUGGGUGCUGAGGGUGUAGAGCCGUUACAGGCAGAACCCCGGGGUACCAAACGGCCAUUCGACGUUAUGUUUGACUGGUUUGCUUGGGAUGUCUACUACGGGGAGCAAAAUAUUGAGAUUGGAUGA
Molecule: messenger RNA, 1959 nt
Organism: Fusarium oxysporum Fo47
Lineage: Eukaryota; Fungi; Ascomycota; Sordariomycetes; Hypocreales; Nectriaceae
Exons: 5
Coding region: 1-1959 (652 amino acids)
Biological process (GO): DNA-templated transcription; regulation of DNA-templated transcription
Molecular function (GO): DNA-binding transcription factor activity, RNA polymerase II-specific; DNA binding; zinc ion binding
Source: RefSeq, a predicted model, not a curated record